This is a messenger RNA of Cyclocybe aegerita, 573 nucleotides long. The record is from the annotation of a GenBank genome assembly. NCBI's taxonomy places the organism in Eukaryota, Fungi, Basidiomycota, Agaricomycetes, Agaricales, Hemipholiotaceae.
AUGUCGACGUUGAGCGUCGGCCUGUCUAUCUUUCCCACGGUCACCACAUACCCACUGUGGGCUUUGGUGCUCUCUCCGACUAACCAACGCUAUUUCUGCAUGUCGAACGUUCUAUUUUACGAACCAUUCUACGACUUUGAACGACUAUUCGAACAGGCAUGGGCGGCUCGCCAACAAGGCGCCACUGCUAACACGCAAACCCAUGCCCCAAAUACGCGUCCAGACGGUAUUUUGCGACCCUUUAGACCAAGGAUGGACCUCCACGAGGAUGCAGAGAACAACGUCGUCACUGCCACCUUCGAGCUUCCGGGACUCAAGAAAGAGAACGUCCAUAUCGACAUUCACAAUCACCGAGUGACAGUCUCAGCAGAGAGCAGGCAGUCGGAGCGUUUCCACGAACGUGGUUUCGCUAUCCGUGAAAGGCGCAUCGGCAAGUUCUCGCGUACGCUACAACUUCCGGUGGGUGUAAAGGACGAAGAGAUCAAGGCGUCUAUGGAACACGGCCUUCUGACGCUGAGCUUCCCAAAGUCUGCGACUGAUCUGCCUCCCAAGAAGGCCAUCACCAUCCAGUGA